Messenger RNA from Pogona vitticeps (central bearded dragon), 3954 nucleotides. NCBI's taxonomy places the organism in Eukaryota, Metazoa, Chordata, Lepidosauria, Squamata, Agamidae. The record is from RefSeq and is a predicted model, not a curated record.
GAAGCAGCCUCUGUCUCAUGAGCUAUUUAUCAUUUAUGCUGAGCUCUUAAGUCGGCUCUUAAAAAUAAAGUGACCAAAAAACUAUUUAGGCUGCAAAUAUGAAGCUACAGAACAUUUAUGUGAAAUGUUUUAAUUGUCAUUAUUUGUCUUUAGCUAAUGGGCUUUGUUCUUACAUUUGUCACAGCGAUCACAUGGAAAAUAUUUCUGGCUACUUAAUGAAAUACACCAAUCUUGUCACAGGCUGGCAAUACCGGUAUUUUGUCUUAAACAAUGAAGCUGGCCUUUUGGAGUAUUUUGUGAACGAACAAUCCAGAAACCAGAAGCCACGCGGUACUUUGCAGCUAGCUGGAGCAGUGAUAUCUCCUAGUGAUGAAGAUUCACAUACUUUCACAGUGAAUGCUGCUAGCGGAGAACAAUAUAAACUGAGAGCUACUGAUGCUAAAGAACGGCAGCAUUGGGUCAGUCGGCUUCAGAUAUGUGCACAACACCAUACUGAAGCAAUUGGAAAGGUAUUGUCUGUAACACAUACUAACAAUCCCCCUCUGAAAUCUCGCAGCUUCUCUCUUGCAUCUCAAGGAAGUGGCUCCCCUGGUGUACAGAGAAGGCCCAGCCAAAAUGCAGCUUCCUUUUUUAACGUAAGCCAUCACAAGUUGCCAACUGGGAAGAGAAUUCCCAUUCUGCAGCCAGAUCACUUAAUUGAUGUCCGGGAGAAGAUGUAUCAAGCUGAGGGACAACAGAGAGACUUGGUAAGAAGCAUAGAAUGCCUUCCAGCCUCUGGUCAUCUUUCUUCCUUGGACCAAGACCUUUUGAUGCUCAAGGCAACUUCCAUGGCAACAAUGAAUUGCUUAAAUGAUUGUUUCCACAUUCUCCAGCUACAACAUGCAUCACAACAAAAGGGGCCCUUACCAGCUGGAACUGCUAUCAGUUGGUUGGAACCAAAAGUCUCCGUGCCAAACCACUUCAAAAAUGGAGCAGGUCAGAAUUUCUCAGCAGAUCAGAACAAGCCGUCAUCUGUCAAAGAAGAGCAGUCCGAUUCAGGUUCCUUUCAGCUAAUCAGGGAACCAGAGGAAAUAAAUCCAGAUGAGGAGGUAGAGGAUACAUGUGAUAAUAAAGAAGAUGACCUUGGAGCAGUAGAAGAACAACGUAGUGUUAUCUUACAUCUCCUGUCUCAGCUCAAACUUGGCAUGGACUUAACGAGAGUGGUUCUUCCCACUUUUAUUUUAGAGAAACGCUCCUUGUUGGAAAUGUAUGCCGACUUCAUGUCCCAUCCAGAUCUCUUCAUUGCAAUUUCAAAUGGCACAAGCCCAGAAGAGAGGAUGAUCCGCUUUGUGGAGUAUUACCUCACUUCCUUUCAUGAAGGUCGCAAAGGGGCGAUCGCAAAAAAGCCGUACAACCCGAUAAUAGGGGAAACAUUUCACUGCUCGUGGAAAAUGGCAAAGAGCCACAUACCAUCUGACACAAAUAGUAACUCUUCAUCCCAUUCCCUUUCUGAGCAAGGGACUGUCUCGGAAGAGCUACAGGACCAAGCAGCACCAGACUGUUACACUGUCAAAUUCGUAGCAGAACAAGUAUCUCAUCAUCCUCCAGUCUCAGGGUUUUAUGCUGAAUGUGUAGAGAGGAAGAUGUGUGUUAACGCUCAUGUCUGGACAAAAAGUAAAUUCUUAGGCAUGUCAAUAGGCGUGACCAUGGUUGGUGAAGGUAUUUUGUGUCUCCUGGAACAUGGAGAGGAAUACACAUUUUCUCUGCCUUGUGCAUACGCUCGGUCGAUUUUGACUGUUCCUUGGGUAGAACUGGGAGGAAAAGUCAGUGUUAACUGUGCAAAAACUGGAUAUUCUGCAAGUAUAACUUUUCAUACCAAGCCAUUCUAUGGUGGCAAGCUCCACCGUGUUACUGGUGAGGUGAAGCAGAACGCUACCAACACUGUGGUUUGUAGAGUGCAAGGUGAAUGGAAUAGUAUUCUUGAAUUUACAUACAGCAAUGGAGAGACAAAAUAUAUGGACUUGACAAAACUGUCUGUGACAAGAAAACGAGUGCGACCGAUUGAGAAGCAAGGGCCAUUUGAGUCCAGGAAACUGUGGCAACAUGUUACAGAGGCCUUGAGGGAAGGGGAUAUUGAUAAGGCAACAGAGCAUAAGAAAGCACUGGAGGAGAGGCAGAGAAAUGAAGAGAGGCUCCGGGCAGAAACGGGUACACCUUGGCAUACUAAGUACUUUGUUAAAGAGGGAGAUGGCUGGGUUUAUUAUAACCCCCUUUGGAAAAGAAUGUCUACUGUGCAAAAUCAAGAUAUGGAUACGAAUUAGCUGACAUUUCUUCAGAAUUGUUCUUUACAUUUGUCUAAUCCCUGCAACUUCCAAAAUGCUGUAUCUCACUAAGAGUCUUUUGGGAUUUUUAUACAAUUGCACAGAACUAAAUGAGCAUAAAGGAGUAAAACUUCUAGGGCACUUUACUUUUUGCAGAAAAUCAAAGGGGUAGAGAAAAUAUUGCCAGAUAUGUUCCCUCUUCUCCCCAAAGAAACAUUUUAUAUGGUAUUCAAGAUUUUAUCUGAACAACAUGUUCUUUCUAAGCAUAAUGUCUUGCAAAAGCUGCCUAACUUUUUUUUCUUGAACCUCCUUAGAAGCAGUGGCAUUCAGUGCUGCUAUGCUGUUUUGCCCAGGUGGAUUUAUCUCUGGAGUAAUACCUGAACAGUGUUUCAGAAUUGAAGCUUCAGCUUCCACUGAUUUCUGAUCUACUCAGUGCCCAUCUAAAGGAGAAAAAAAAGAGACCUUUUGCUGCUCUGAAUUGCUCUCAUAGAAGCCUUGAAGAGAAAGCUUUUUGUAAGUUUAAACUUGGAAUCAGUGUUAUGAACUCUCUGGAUCAGGGCAGUUUUUAAAAAAUGUUCUUCAGAGGCAGUCUGUGCACAACCAUGGUAGAAUGAGGGGAUUUAUACAAGUCCCACUUAAAAAAUUUAAAACAUUAAAAUUUUAAAUGGGGAUUUCCCUCCCUUUAUAUUUGGAAAAGCUCACUGAAGAGGAAAAUGGGGGCAGGGUUGUAAAAUUGAGAACACAUUGUUUCCUGGCCUCAUUUCUGCAGUGAACUGCUAAUAUGUGCUUCAUACUGUAAAUACUGCAAAAUGUUAUGCCUCUUUGAAGACUAAGGCCUAGAUCCAAAUGAUCCAACCUUUUAGAAAAAGUCAGAUUAAUGUCCUUCAUGUCUCCGCUCCCACUCUCCCUUCUCCUUGGACCAUCUCUGACACUGAGUCAGUAUUAUUGGGUGUCCAGGCAAGUAAUUUCAUUUGCCUUCACUGUAUAUUCAACAUCAAACAAACAUCUCUGUGUGCCCAUUGAGUACAAGGACUUUGGUUUUCUAUAGUAUCUGAAAAGACUUGUUUUUUUGCUAUGGGACUGCAUACUUAAACAAAUGCAAUCUGAUAUCAGGAAACCAUGUUCUGGUAAAAAAUGUUCUUGGUUUUUUUAUGAUACCAAUAUUUUAUUGAAGUCUAUGAAUUGCUGGCAAUUAAGAAUAGAACUGAUUUAUGGCUUUCAUUCUUGUUACUACUACAAGCUACCUUAAUUUUUCUAAGAGUGGUGCCUUACUCUGUAUCUUCUGAUGUAGUCUUCCAAUCAGUGUAUAUACCGUAAUCUGACAUCUCCAUUUCUUGUCAACAGCGGGGCCUCUCCCUACCAUCAUGAACAUUUAUGAACUGUGUGUGCUAGUCAGGUGUUUUAUUUUUUUUAAUUUUUUUGGUCCAUAUUCAGGGAAGUAUCUGAACACAUCCUCAAGUGAUUAAGUAACCAUCCUCAUUUUCCACAAAAGCUAAAAUGCAUACAGACAAAAAAGUUCAAGUUUUUAUGCACAUGUCUUGAAACACCCUUGUACUUUUUCUUGCUGUGAAAUGCACUGAAAUCGUAAUGCGAGUAGUGUACAGUUCCAUGUGUGAGACAUGGGGAGGGAAGGAAAUAAAGGAACCAAACAAAA